Molecule: messenger RNA, 4068 nt
Organism: Acanthocheilonema viteae
Lineage: Eukaryota; Metazoa; Nematoda; Chromadorea; Rhabditida; Onchocercidae
Source: the annotation of a GenBank genome assembly
AUGUGGGUACGAGCCCGGAAUACUUUCAGAGUAAUUGAUGAUUAUAUAAAUGGCUGUUACAAUGAACAGAGCACUAGUACUUCUCUAGAGCAAUUGAUGACUAUACUAAAUAAAACCCGACCAUCACUCAUCAAUAUACUUCGGAAUUCGAGUAAAAAUUCACUCCAUCGUUCGGUGCUGAACAAGAAUGGUGAGGUAGUGGAAUUAGACAGUGGAGAAGUCGUCAAAAUAGAUGACGGACUGAGGAACGAAGCAAUAAUUAUAUCAGAUUUAUUUAACUGUGAUGAAUUCGAUGCUCUUGAACUAGUAAUAACCGGUGAAGUGCAAAUACAGCAUUUUCCAUUUUUAACGAGAGGUCUUUGUGCUGUUGUUUGUUACUAUGAUGCACAUCGUUUUAUCAGUGCAGCUGUGAAAGCUUUAGCAGAAUUCAGAGUUGAUGAAAAAGUACCGAAGCCACGAGAACUUUUCGAGUAUCUUAAUCAGUUACUUAGUGAUACUGUAUUUAUUAGACGUCUUAUAGAAGUUUUGCAAAUUGUAAAUGUGCAAUCUGAAUUACAAAGUUUGCAUCAUCCACAUGUAAAUGGACUGGGCGGCCCGAAACAUCAAGAAAUUUUGCGGGAAUUAAUUGAAGAGACAUUAGAAAACUGUGCACAAACAUUCCAUUUCAUAUGCUCAUCAUGGCAGUUGGAAUCAGCACCACCCUUCUUAAAUGAUUUAUUUGCACCGCUGAAAGAUUUGCAGCCGAACACACCUUUUAGAAAUACUCAUUUAUCACUAUGGACUGCAGCGCUAAUAUUGAUAUCUCCACACAAUCUCCAGAAUAUGCGAUGUGCACGAGAUUUGUUGAUGGGAUUUCAUAAGGAAGUGAUUUUGGAAGACUGGCAAGAUUCAUGUUUGCAAGCUUCAUUACAGUUCGCAAUCGUGGUUUCAUACAAUUGGCUUAGUGUUCAUCAACUUGUUCAAGAAGUUCUGGGUGAUUUUGCUAUCAAAGAAGAUGAUUUGCUUGAAAAGGCAGUCGAUGGAUUAGCUUUCCAAUUCAUUCGAAAAUGCGUUAUUGCAAUGCCAAAAUUUAAAGAAAACUUCAUGGCUUUUGCUACGGUUGAUACAUUGAUCAAAAAUUUUAUUGCUCAUUUGAGUAAUCAGGUUGUUCUGUUGCAACGUUCUAGUGAAAUAGAAUUACAGUACGUCGAGGAAAUGUUGGAGCGUGGUCAGCUUUACAGACCUCGCCUUCAUUUUGAAAAUUUUAUUCGUUGUAUCGCUGAUUUGUAUGAUGGUGAUUCGAAAUAUUUAGAGCAAUUAUCUGCACAGUUUUGCUCCAGUGAGAGCGAAGAAUUGGUGAAAUUUUUAAGAAAUUGUCGACAGCUUAUUUCACCCGUACUACAAGUCGCUUUUCUCGAUAUGCUAAAGAACAUCUGCAAAUGUCAGGAAUCGGCAUACUUCAUAUUUGGAUUACUUUCUCCAUGUCAUACGAAAUUUGCGCAAAAUACGCUCUCUUGGGAUCAUUUCUGGAAAGCAAUGCAUGAUUAUCUUGGACUUUUUAAACGGAAAAAGAGUCAGACAUCAAACAUAAUGCAUGCAGCACCCCCAGGACAGCACGAUAAUUUCCAGCAGAUUCCACAGUCAGAGUUAGCUGGCCUUGUGGCAUGGGUCCAGCUUGUAGAAAUCAUUGCCAAAAAUGAUCAAACUGCUCGUUGCCAUUUCGCAGACAACAGUUCAUGGUCAUGCAUAGAAACAGCAGUAAGCCUGGUAACUUCUCCAAUCCCCCUUGUUUUGAAGGGAGCACUGUUCCGUUUUUUAGCUUCAAUUGCAAUUGAUGAACGUGGUGCUCUGAAGAUUUGGGCAAUGUUGAUAUCACUCUCUGUUUUGAAUAAAACAAGUUCUGGGAAACUCGUUGGCAUACAGGAUGAAUUAGAAACACGGGAAUGUACCUUUAAGUGCUACGAUUCAUCCAUUGGUUUCUUGUACCUUAUGAAAACUCUGUUUCUGCACGCAAAAAAUAUCGAUAAAAGAUAUUUGAUGCAAUAUCUUCAGUUUAUCGUUAAAUCCAUUAUCUGUCAGUUUGCGGAUCGUUCAUAUGAAAACGUUGCACAAAUGUGGCAUUUAUGCUCUGCGGCAUGCGACUCUCUGUACAAUUUUCUUCACCGUUAUGCAAUUACAGCGGAAGCAAUUCUAAAUGCUGACCCGCAAAUUGUUGUCCUUACGCAAAUCUUAAACGAUUCUCCUGUGUUUCGAUCGCUAGGUGCAGUAUUAUGUGAUGGAGCGGAACGUUUGCAAGAUUUUUCUCCUCGUUCAAUGGACCGCGAAGUAGCUGUACUAUCAGUACUGCGUUUAUUAGAUGUUAGCGUAUCGUUACAUGCACCCUUAAUAGAUGCAGUUCGUGCCACUAAUUCUAGUAUAAUAAUUGCAUCAUUGGAUUCACUUUUUUUAUCAUCAGUGCAAGGUAAUGUAACAACAACAUAUAUUACAGUUAUCGCUUCGUACUUGACACAGUCCGAACUUAUCCCAAGACAAGCGUAUCACGUAGUAUCAAUAUUGCGAGAACUUUGCUGUUGUCAACCUUCCAUACAAAGUCGUCUUGUACAGGCUCUUUCGCCGCUUUCUUUAGAGUUAAUUGAAAGUUUCGCGAGAUUGACUUCUGUGAAAACGACGGUGAUUGAAGCCUUCGCUCUUGAUUCGCCUGUUUACCACGGAAUUGAUGAAUUGUCAGUGGCGAGGAUACGUGGUGAGACAGCACGUUUAUUCAUUGAAAUGUGCUCAUCAAGAUUGAAUGGUACCACAAUGACCUGUUUACAUAGUAUGGUAGAUUUACUAAUAGAAAUGGCAAUUUCUGAAGCUCCAUUUAUACUUCCAUUUGCUGCCCUUUUUGAACCAACACUUCGAUUCAUGCUCGUAUCAAUAAAGUCUGGUUGUUCAACUGUUGUCCUUAGAUUUUUUCGCUCAAAUUACGACCUUAUCUAUCGUUUAGCAUCUUGUUCAUUGCUUUUGGACACAAAAGCGCAGAAUGAUGGAGAAGAAAAUAUGGUGCUAAAGAAUCUAAAAAUCACUAUUCAAGGACUUAUACUACAUUUAAGUGCCAUUGAAUUGUCUUCUCUCUUACAGAAUCGACACUACAGUCAACCAGAACGUUAUUUUCACCUGAUGCUAUCGCAGAGAGAUGAAACAGUGGAGCAACAAGAUUCGGCAGUCGAGCCUGUACUGGGACAAGUUACUAUCGGCUACAUUCGAAAUGAACAAAGGGAUGAAAAAGAAUGGCCUUUUCUAUGGAAAUUAUUAAGAACAAAAGUUGGUUUUAAUGAAAUAGAGAUUCCGGCAAUGGAAUUGCUUAAUACGAAAAAAUUGCAACAGAUCUUAUCAUUGUGUUUGCGUCCAACAUCUGCAAACAUUCAGCAAUGUGAUAUCGAGCAUUUAAAUUGGCUGAUUUAUAGAGAAUUUAGCAUGGUUGCUAAUGAGAUGCAGCCCAAGUUCAAUUUCGAAGUCUCACAGGAUAUUAAGCAGUUGCUUCAGUACUGUACAAAUUAUAACCUUGCAAAAAGUGCAGAAGCGUCAUUGCGACAGCUUCUUUCUGACGUUCAGUACCAGUAUCUCUCAGAUGCAUUAUAUCUUUUAUUGAAUUAUGCUUCGGAUACAUACAUGGACGCAAAAAUUUCUUCAGCAGUUUCACAGUGUCUUCUGAGAUUGACUGCUUCGAUUUGCACAUUAUUAAAGACUUUAAAAGAGGAGAUUGGUGCGUUUAGAGUUGCUAUUACUGAUGUUGCUGAUGCUCUGAUCCGGUUUCUGAUACAGCCAGGCAAACGAUCGUUGCAGACAAAACUAGAUUUAUAUGCUUGCAUUUCACUUAUUUUAAACUAUUCAACGGAAGCACUUGUUUCGGAAAAAGAGGGACAUCAGGAUGUUUCUCAUUCUGAUGAUGACUUUUUGUUUAGUUCAACAGCUUUAAAUAUUGCACAACAGGAUAUUUUGCGAACUGUGUUCACAAAAUAUGGACAUGAACUAAUUUCGCUUCUGUCCAAAGAUAUUUGCGAUUCGCCUCCAGGACUUAGAGUGUAUUUAUUCAAUUAUUCGGAUUGA